Acinonyx jubatus (cheetah) is the source of this 549-nucleotide messenger RNA. RefSeq names its product FAU ubiquitin-like and ribosomal protein S30. Gene Ontology annotation, molecular function: structural constituent of ribosome; protein binding. The record is from RefSeq and is a predicted model, not a curated record. NCBI's taxonomy places the organism in Eukaryota, Metazoa, Chordata, Mammalia, Carnivora, Felidae. Gene Ontology annotation, cellular component: cytosolic small ribosomal subunit; ribosome. The transcript has a single exon. The coding region runs from base 55 to 534 and encodes 159 amino acids. Gene Ontology annotation, biological process: translation.
CCUCGACUCCAUCUUCGUGGUCGCGGCUGCGGUGGCCGUUGUCCAGUGGCCGACAUGCAGCUUUUUGUCCACGCCCAGGAGCUACACACCCUCGAGGUGAUCGGCCAGGAGACGGUCGCCCAGAUCAAGGUUCGUGCAGCCUCUCUGGAGGGCGUCGCUCCAGAAGAUCAAGUCGUGCUCCUGGCAGGCACGCCCCUAGAGGAUGAGGCUACCCUGGGUCAGUGUGGAGAAGAGGCUCUGACCACCCUGGAAGUAGCUUGCCGCAGGCUUGAAGGUAAAGUCCAUGGUUCCCUGACCUAUGCUGGGAAAGUAAGAGGGCAGACUCCUAAGGUGGCCAAACGAAGGAGAAGGAGAAGGAGGAGGAGGAGGAGGAGGAGGAGGAGGAGGAGGAGAAGAAGACAGGCCAAGCCAAGUGGUGGAUACUAUACAACUGGCACUUUGUCAACGUUGUGCCCACCUUUGGAAAGAAGAAGGGCCCCAAUGCCAACUCUUACGUCUGACGUAAUCCUGGCUUUCCCCUAUAAAGCCACUUAGUCCAGUCAAAAAAAU